AUGCAAGGUGAAAGUUUAGAAUACGACCAAGAAAGUUUGUCGACGACAUCGCUUUUGAGCAGCUGGACCAUGCGGACGGAACGAGCAGGAGGCAUGAGGCCAAGAAAGCUUCGCUCUCCACUUGUGAAGGCACGCGAAACAAAAGCCACCUCUUGGGUUGGAGGACUAGUUCACUUCCUUCCUAGUCGAGACAAAUAUGAGGAUACCUUCCUGCGGAAGACCCCUGCGCUAGUCACGGAGGAUUUGCACAGAAGAGGAAGCAAUAAGAACAAGGAAAGGCCUAGCAAAAAUGUUUCUGAUGAUCAACUUGUUGCCUCUCGAUUGUUCUCUCACCGCAUCAUCUCACGGUUUCGUGCCACUACGAAAUGGUUUUAUGAAAAACCGUCGCUACCAGAAAGGCCCCUGGCGAGCCCGGUGGCGGAAAGACGGGGUGACAGUGCGAACCUGACGUACGUUUACGAAUGCGAAAGGAAGGCUGCGGGAGGCCCAAAGAUGCGGUAUCUGUGGCUUUUAGCCUCGCCCUGCCUGACAGCACAAAGCACCAGUCUCGAAUUGGGCCGAACAUCUUCGCAAACUAGUACUUAUCUUUCGCUAAUUACCGGGCAUUCAUUUGCAUUUAUUUCGAAGUUGAACUUCGUCGCUAUCCAAGCCUCCCCGAGUAGAAAGAGUUCGACUAGCCGAUCUAAGGGAAGAGAUAGCUGA
Molecule: messenger RNA, 702 nt
Organism: Lindgomyces ingoldianus
Lineage: Eukaryota; Fungi; Ascomycota; Dothideomycetes; Pleosporales; Lindgomycetaceae
Exons: 6
Coding region: 1-702 (233 amino acids)
Source: RefSeq, a predicted model, not a curated record